Messenger RNA from Pelobates fuscus (common spadefoot toad), 602 nucleotides. RefSeq names its product transmembrane protein 244 (gene TMEM244). The record is from RefSeq and is a predicted model, not a curated record. Lineage: Eukaryota; Metazoa; Chordata; Amphibia; Anura; Pelobatidae. The coding region runs from base 52 to 510 and encodes 152 amino acids. The transcript has 6 exons.
AGAACAGAGAUAAUAUUACUGCUACAGCCCGUCAUAUUGUAGAAUGCACCAAUGCCUCUCAAGAUCAAAGUAUCGGAGACUAAGGUUGUCUUCCAGAAUCUUUUCCUUUGUGUAGCAGUGUUUUACACAGUAUACUAUCUAGUCUACGUGAUAUGCUUCAUAGCUAUACGGUUUGAUAGCUUUGAUGAAUUGGGACCAUUUGACUUCAAAACAAACCCUUCUUGGUUAAACAAAAAGUAUCUAGUUAAUUUGAUUUCUCUGGAGACGACCUUUGUGAUUUGUGGUCCACUGUUUGUUGUGGUUGUAGAAGAAUGGAUAUGGGAUUAUGCUUGUACAAUUACAGUCAUUCAUGUGAUUAUAACGACAAUGAUGAUGAUGGAGUUUCCGUUUACUCUACAUUGGUGGAUAUCCCUAGGUAUUGGUUUGAGCGCAAUGAUCUGUGGAGGACAAAUCCUUGCUUAUCUUCUCUACAGAGACAACUAUAUUUAUCCAGUCCUUGAUGAUUUCUAAGUCCUGAGGUCCUAAAUGAUUUAUUGAAACUACUGAUUCAAUGGAGUUAGAAAGUUUAUUUUUAUUUAAAAUAAUUAUCUAAACUUGUUUAC